Molecule: messenger RNA, 417 nt
Organism: Erinaceus europaeus (western European hedgehog)
Lineage: Eukaryota; Metazoa; Chordata; Mammalia; Eulipotyphla; Erinaceidae
Product: fibrous sheath CABYR-binding protein-like
Exons: 2
Source: RefSeq, a predicted model, not a curated record
AUGGACCUGCACCGCCGGGGCGCCGGAGCAGCCGUGCUGAGGGGGCCACCCAGGGCUGAGGGGGCUGAGGAGACGCCCCCGGCCGAGGAGACCCCGGCUGAGGAGACGCCCCCGGCUGAGGAGGCCCCGGCUGAGGAGACGCCCCCGGCUGAGGAGACCCCGGCUGAGGAGACGCCCCCGGCUGAGGAGACCCCGGCUGAGGAGACCCCCCCAGCUGAGGAGACGCCCCCGGCUGAGGAGACCCCGGCUGAGGAGACGCCCCCGGCUGAGGAGACCCCGGCUGAGGAGACCCCCCCAGCUGAGGAGACGCCCCCGGCUGAGGAGACCCCGGCUGAGGAGACGCCCCCGGCUGAGGAGACCCCGGCUGAGGAGACGCCCCCGGCUGAGGAGACCCCGGCUGAGGAGACCCCGGCCGAG